This is a messenger RNA of Empidonax traillii (willow flycatcher), 640 nucleotides long. RefSeq names its product family with sequence similarity 72 member A (gene RUMY1). Bases 1 to 573 code for a protein of 190 amino acids. The transcript is spliced from 4 exons. Gene Ontology annotation, cellular component: cytosol. The record is from RefSeq and is a predicted model, not a curated record. NCBI's taxonomy places the organism in Eukaryota, Metazoa, Chordata, Aves, Passeriformes, Tyrannidae.
AUGGGAGGCCGAGGCCGGGAAUUCAAACUGACAGGUGGGAGCGUGGCCGUUGGAGGCGCCGGCACCGGGAUCGAUACCGGGACAUCGGGACAUCGGGACAUCGGGACAGGCAUCCCACCCGCCAUGACCUCCAGCGGCUGCACGUUCGAGGACCGGAGCGUGGCCGUGCUGUGCUGCCGGUUCUGCCGGCAGGUGCUGAGCUCCCGCGGGAUGCGGGCGGUGCUGCUGGCGGACACCGACACCGACCUCUACUCCACCGACAUCCCGCCCUCCGGGACUGUCGAUUUCAUAGGAAGCUGCUAUUUCACCGAAAUCUGCAAAUGCAAACUGAAGAACAUCGCCUGUUUGAAGUGUGGGAACGUUGUUGGUUACCACGUGAUUUCUCCCUGCAAACCCUGCCUGUUGUCCUGCAACAACGGCCACCUCUGGAUGUUCCACAGCCAAGCAGUCAUUGGCAUCAACAGGCUCGACCCUUCUGGUGUGAAUGUGUUGCUCUGGGGCAACUUGCCAGAUUUGGAGGAAAGCACGGAUGGAGAUCCAUCCUGUACCUCUGAGGAGGAGUACAUCAGAUAAAUGGGAUUAUCUACAGCCUCUUCCCUGGAUUUGUUGCCGUUUGGUUUGGAUUUUUUUUUUUCCUGAU